AUACAUUUUAUUUCAUUGUUUGAUUCUAUUUUCUCCCUAGACAGCAUCGCUAGGGUGCUGUGUAGGAUGAGUAGUGAGAGUAGAGAGGAGAGGUCCCGGCAGGGCCUUGAGGCCAGUUCCUCACACGAGGAGCUCCUCAGGGCUCACUACCGGGUGCUGAGAACCAUCGGCGAGGGGGGCUUUGCCUCAGUCUAUCUGGCCAAGCACCUGCCUACAGACAGCCUGGUCGCCGUGAAAACGAUCAGCAAGGAGAACUGCCCAUCUGUUGACACAGAACUGGACAUCUUAAAGUCUGUGGAGCACCCUAACAUCAUCAAACUGUACCAGGUGGUGGAGGCAGAGCAGCGGGUGAACUUGGUGAUGGAGUACCUCGAGGAAGGAGACCUAGCAGACUAUGUGUACAAGGUGGUCAGACUGAGGGAGGAGGAGGCCAGGCUUCUGUUUAGGCAGAUCGUGAGGGCGGUCAAUUAUUGCCACGACCAGGGCAUCGUUCACCGCGACAUUAAAGCAGAAAACAUCCUGCUGGACAGCCAGGGCACAGCUAAGCUAUGCGACUUUGGUCUCAGUAUGCGGUUCCAGCCCCAGCAGGAGCUGGACGGGUGGUGCGGGACAAUGGCUUAUUGCCCCCCCGAAAUGAUUAAGCAGCAGAAAUACCAGGGUCCCAAGGUGGACGUCUGGAGUUUGGGGAUACUACUCUACUUCAUGGUCAUGGGCGACAUCCCUUUUGAUGACAGGUCCUGGCGCGUCCUAAAACAGCAAGUGUUAGCGGGCAGGUGUCUAAUAUUCAAAAGCUUUUCCACCGAACUGCAACAUAUCUUAAGGUAUCUGAUGACACCUGACCCUCAAAAGAGACCUGCUGUGAGGCAAGUGUUGUGCCACCCUUGGUUAAAGGCAACACAGGCACGCUCACCACGCCCCAGCCAGAGUGCCCUGGCCGAGCCAGAUCCGGCCAUUCUAAACGUCAUGGCCUAUUUCCUGGGUUUUGACCCAGACCAGGUUGGGGCAGCCCUGUCUGCCUCCAUGGCAACCUAUAAAAUCUUAAAGCAGCAGCAAGACCAGGGCCAAGACCUGACGGGCCUGGUGAGGCAUGCACUGCCUGCGCCUCCGCCUUGCCCCUCCCCCGUAUGCAGGACCGGCCAGGCUCUACACUUGAAGCAAGCCAGUGCUCCCUUGGGCCACCUGGCUGUAGGCCUGCCUGCUGAGCAGCAGCAGGGGAGUGGUGGCAGGAAAGGCAGGAGAUCCGUGUGCCUACCCUGCCUCCCUUGGAGACCCCAUAUUUCCAACACAGAGGGCAAGACUGUGAGCAGCAAGGCUGCCCUGGUACCAGCAGCUGCAGCAGCAGCAGCAGCCGAAGUAGCACUCCCCAUGGCCAAACACAAUGAAAUGACCAGCUCGGCCCCUGAGCAGGAGAGGCAGCGGGAAGGACCAAGCUGGGGAGGAGGAGAGCAGCAAGCUGCCCCCAAGUCCUGCACCUGCCAGAACUUCCCUACCAUCCGCUCAACCCACAACAUCCACAACAAAUGA
This is a messenger RNA of Dipodomys spectabilis (banner-tailed kangaroo rat), 1524 nucleotides long. RefSeq names its product sperm motility kinase 4A-like. Gene Ontology annotation, cellular component: cytoplasm. The transcript has 2 exons. The record is from RefSeq and is a predicted model, not a curated record. Gene Ontology annotation, biological process: intracellular signal transduction; protein phosphorylation; microtubule cytoskeleton organization. Gene Ontology annotation, molecular function: protein serine/threonine kinase activity; ATP binding; tau-protein kinase activity. The coding region runs from base 67 to 1524 and encodes 485 amino acids. Lineage: Eukaryota; Metazoa; Chordata; Mammalia; Rodentia; Heteromyidae.